UGUCUGAAAUGAAGCAAAUACUGAAAGGACAGCAUUACAGAUGGUUUGCAAAUUAUCUCGUGGUAAAACGUGCGAGCAUCGAGCCAAAUUAUCAUCAGCUCUAUUUACAGUUUUUGGAUCAGCUUGAUAGUCAACUACUUAUGAAGCAUGUAUUGCACGAGACUUUUGCUAAUGUUAACGUUCUGUUAAACUCCAACAAGACGGUACAAUCUGCGUCUGAACGGACUUUGUUAAAGAAUCUUGGAUCCUGGCUUGGGGGUAUGACACUUGCGAGGAAUAAGCCAAUCAAGCAUAAAAACAUAGCUUUUAAGGAUUUAUUAGUUGAAGGUUAUGAUAGCAAUAGGCUCAUUGUUGCCAUACCAUUUGUCUGCAAGGUACUUGAACAGGCUAGCAAGAGUAAAGUCUUUAAACCACCAAAUCCGUGGUUGAUGGCCAUUUUAAGGCUUUUGGUAGAGUUAUAUCAAUUUGCAGGUUUGAAACUUAAUCUUACGUUCGAAAUCGAAGUUCUGUGUAAAAGCCUCAGCAUUGAGCUCCAAGACAUAGAGCCCACCAACAUACUCAAGGAUAAGAAACCAUUGAAAGAUUCUGCUAAUCAGCAAACUGACCGUCUCGCGCAAGAUAUGGAAAGAAUGAACAUUAAUACUCCGACUUUUGUCUCGCCUGGAGCUAAAAUAGCUAGUCAGACUUCUCAUAUUCAACCCGCGCUAGGGACGCUGGCUGAUGAGGGUUAUGUGAAUCUCACGCAGAGCAUUGCGCAGCACGUUGUAAUAAACUCUAACCUAUCUAUAAUUGCUAGUCAGAUUCCGUUGCGAAAAAUUGUACAAUUAGCUAUUGAACGGGCAAUUUGCGAAACUGUUACAUCCAUUAUUGAUCGUGCUGUUAUGAUUGCUGGUAUUUCUACCAGGGAAUUAAUUGUAAAGGAUUUCUCCAUGGAACCGAAUGAAGAAAAAAUGCGAAGUGCUGCUCAUUCUAUGGUGCAAACUUUGGCUGGUAGUCUGGCUCUUGUCACUUGUAAGGAUAGUCUUCGGCAGCAUAUGAUGGCGCAUCUGCGAAGUUUGCUUCAACAGUAUAAUUACUCUGAGGCAAUUAGUGAACAAGCGAUAGUGGUAAUUGUUACAGAAAAUCUCGAAUUAGCAAGUUCCAUAGUCAAAAAAAUUGCGCGCGAAAAAGCUGUCCCAGAAAUCGAUGAAGCUCUUGCAUCAUCGUUUAGUAAUCGCAAGAAACACCGUGAACGAACUGGCCAGCCUUUCUAUGACAUGGCCGUCUAUUCUGCAGUGUCCAGAUAUGUAUCCAAUUUACCGGAGCCGCUACGCACUAAACCAAAUGGAUUAACCGAGCAACAAUUACAAAUAUAUCAAGACUUUGGUAGAAUCGGUAAUUUGGCCAGGCCAUCUCUUCAGCCAUAUGACGAUAGACCUCCACGCACUGCGAUACAUAGGCAAGAACUCGCUAUGGGGCACCUUUACGGCGCAAAUGAGCUAUCAUUCGAACCAGCUCACCCACAAGUAGCUGCAAUGUCCGCUCAUCAAAGCCUCGAAAAGUUUGCCCAAUAUAUUGCCGAGCUCGAAAAUCUAAUUGCCAAGAACCCCCAAGCAUCACUGGCUUCAUUACAACAAAAUCAUGAAAUUCGAUUAAUAGUUAACCAGAUACUAUUAUUAGCCUCAACAUCAUAUAAUCGUGAUGAAACGGCACUUGCAUUCUCUCAGAAAGUGGUUCAACUACUAUACAAGAACGAGUCCAAUCUCUCAAGAGAAAUCUACGUCGUGUUAUUAGAGAGAUUGUGUGAAAUUUCAAUCAAAGUGAGCGGAGAGGUUACAGCAUGGCUCAUUUAUGCCGACGAUGAUCGCAAGUUUAUUGUCCCAGUAGUUGUCGCGUUAAUCAAAGCUCGAUUGAUUAACACGAAUGAACAAGACUUACAAUUGGCAAGACUUAUCGAAGCUGGACGAACUACAGUUAUUGAUUUUACCGCAAAAUUGAUCCGUGAAUGCACUUUGAAAGAGCCACAAAUUGCUACGCGCGCCGAUUUUCCCAACUCGUUAGAUGCUCUUGACAGACUUGCGAGACGUGGGAAAGCACCCGAAAGUGUAAUAAAACUCCUGGAUGAUUUACGCCGCCCAGCUCGUGCUCCACCUAUUAAGGAGGUUGAAAAUUUGGGGGGGCUACGCGAACAACUCUCCUACUAUUUUACCGAAUGGGUUCGUCUCUACCAACACCCGGCGUCAAAUGAGAAAGUUUUUAGUUCAUUCAUAAUGCAAGUGCAACAACAAGGCAUACUGAAAGGCGACGAAGUCUCAUCGAUGUUCUUCCGUAUUUGUACUGAAAUGAGCGUUGACAAUUGUCUCAAACAGAAAAUAACUAAUCAAUCGUCAACAGUCACAGUAUACCAAGCAAUCGAUGCCUUUUCUAAGCUCAUUGUUUUAUUAGUCAAGUAUCAUUCUGAUCCCGAGGGUAUGAAUGAUAAUCUGGCUAAGAGCGCCUACUUCAACAAGAUCGUAUCUCUAAUUGUACUUGUGCUUGCGCAAGCUCAUGAACAAAGGCGACAACAGUUUAACCAAAAACCAUUCUUUAGAUUGUUUUCGAGCCUUCUUAGUGACUUGAAUGCGUACGAGCAGCAACUACAGCCUAUUUACUUCCAAUUAUUGACAAUACUGAGCUCCACGUUCACUACACUCCAGCCAAGCUUUUUCCCUGGCUUCACAUUUGCAUGGCUGUCAUUAAUAUCACAUCGUCUUUUCAUGCCUAAGCUACUCCUUGCUUCUGAAAACCAAAAGGGUUGGUCAGCAUUCCAUCGACUCCUUAUAAGCUUGUUUAGAUUUCUCAUCCCAUUCCUUCGUAACGUGGAGAUGUUUCGUGAAACCACACGCCUUCUUUACAAAGGCACCCUUCGUGUAUUACUU
Paraglomus occultum is the source of this 2897-nucleotide messenger RNA. The record is from the annotation of a GenBank genome assembly. NCBI's taxonomy places the organism in Eukaryota, Fungi, Glomeromycota, Glomeromycetes, Paraglomerales, Paraglomeraceae.